AUGAGACGUGGCAAAGAAUCAGAUGACGUGGAUGACGACGAGAAGAAGCGAGAAGAAUCCGAAGAAGAGAGAAAGGCGACUGGAGGGAGUGAGCUGGAGGAUGGGGUCAAAUUCGGAGAGCAACUUCAAGACGAUUUGAUCAACACGUUCUGUGAUAAGCUUCAGAAGGCGUGUCCGCGGACACUCGAUGCGUUUAUGGCCAUUCAGUUUUUGAUGAUUACCGAUGAGAAGGAUAUCCGUAGACUGGUCACAGGCACGAAUCCAGCGCUUCAAGUGCUCUACGAUCGUACUCGUUCUCAUUAUGUGCUUGUUUACUACAACCCAAAAUACAAUAAGGUUUUCCUAUUCGACAGUUUGCAGCCAUAUGACAGUGCUGAGACUCCUCAGAUUCUCAACGAGAUGGUGUUUUAUAUCAGCCGUCUGUUCGGACACUUGUUCACGAAACAUAUUCCUGUUAUAGUGGAUAAGGAGUUUCAGAGACAGAGCGAUAACUUCUCGUGUGGAUAUCGUGUGAUUGGAGCACUUGUCGACUUGACACGUGGACGCAAUCCGUGUACUCAGGACUACAGUAGGACUUUGAUUCUCAACUUCCUUCGAUUCAUUCUCGCCGAGCCGGAGCCCACGUGGGAGAUGUUCGAGUCGGCGGAGUUUGCUUGUAAGAAGCCGUAUAGUGGACAAAAUCGUGUGAGCAUAUACAUUCAAAACACCACGUAUGUUGGCACACCGUCCACCUCGAGAUCCUCGUCAACGGGAAAACAGUCUUCGUCAGAUGAUUCGUUGGCGUCGCAGAAAUCGGAACAGAGUUCGAAUGGAGGGAGGGGAAGGAAGACUGGGAGACGGGCCCACGCCGGUUACUACAACCCUCACUUGGAGAACUACCGUGCCAACUCUGAGAGGUACACCAGAUCCAUCCCCCCUCGCAACUUGUAUCCAUACCGCCCAUCAUCCCCAUUGAGUGCCCCAUACUUCCAAGCACCACCGACUUCAUGGAGAUCUCCGACUGCACUGGGACCACCACCGCCUGUGGAUAACACUCUCAUCUCGUGUAUUCGCAAUUUUGCAAAUCAAUCGAUUUUCAAUGGACACAUCUUCCGUCGGAAAUCGGAUCGUUUCGAGUUGGAGAAUGAUGUGGAGAAGGGACUCGGAGUGGUGGAGAAGCGAGAAGAGGAAUAA
This is a messenger RNA of Caenorhabditis remanei, 1173 nucleotides long. RefSeq lists its product as uncharacterized. NCBI's taxonomy places the organism in Eukaryota, Metazoa, Nematoda, Chromadorea, Rhabditida, Rhabditidae. The record is from RefSeq and is a predicted model, not a curated record. The coding region runs from base 1 to 1173 and encodes 390 amino acids. The transcript is spliced from 7 exons.